Molecule: messenger RNA, 1878 nt
Organism: Anolis sagrei ordinatus
Lineage: Eukaryota; Metazoa; Chordata; Lepidosauria; Squamata; Anolidae
Gene: GPX8
Product: glutathione peroxidase 8 (putative)
Biological process (GO): response to oxidative stress
Molecular function (GO): glutathione peroxidase activity
Source: RefSeq, a predicted model, not a curated record
GUGUUUCAUGUUUCAGCUCCUCCUCACAUUCCAGGCCUGCUGAGACUUCCCCUCAAAUUCCCCAAAAUGGAGCCGACUCUGCCUCUGCCUCUUGCAGCGUGUUCUCUGAAAAGCUCCAAGCUGAAAACCAGGGUUUAUGUUGUUUUCUUCUCUAUGGUGCUAUUCACCGCCUUGCUGGGCCUCCUGCAGCUGAAGUUCUUCAAGGCCAAAGUCAAAGACUUUUAUGCUUUUGAAGUGAAAGAUUCGAAAGGAAGGAGUGUUUCCUUGGAGAAGUACCGAGGCAAAGCAUCUCUGGUUGUAAACGUGGCUAGUCAUUGCCAGCACACAGACAAAAGCUACGUCAUGCUGCAGGAGCUCCACAGAGAGUUUGGAUCAACCCACUUCACAGUGCUGGCCUUCCCCUGCAAUCAGUACGGAGAAUCAGAGCCCGGCACAAUCCAGGAGAUCACCUACUUUGCAAAAUCAAAUUAUGGAGUAUCUUUCCCCAUUUUCAACAAAAUUAAGAUUCUAGGGACUGAAGCAUCACCAGCUUUCAAAUUCCUGAUAGAAUCAUCCAAGAAAGAGCCAAAGUGGAAUUUCUGGAAGUAUCUUGUCAGUCCAGAAGGCAAAGUUGUGAAAUUCUGGAGACCGGAAGAGCCCAUAGAAAAUAUCAAGCCAGAUAUUGCUGCUCUGGUUAGACAGAUCAUUUUGAAAAAGAGAGAGGACCUCUGAAAAGGCAGUUAUGCUAUGGGACUUCUGAAUGACACAAUUUCUGCGAAGUGCUUUCAUACUUUCCUCCUGAAGUAGGGUAAAAAAAGCAACCAGUGGGACAUUUUGCUGAUGAAUUUCAUAGUAGCUUCUGACAUGUUUAGGACUUACUGAGGAUAAGUGAAGCAAAGAAGAAUAUGGGUGCCUUAAAAUAGCACUUUAUCCAACUUAGCCCCAGAGAUACCCUCUUCAAAAAUGCAUGACCAGCAUAUCUGACUAAAGAAACCAUUGUAAAAAUGCAGAAAGUCAAUCUAUGCAGUGAAUAUGAUAUUGAGCCAUAAUCAUCUAAGGAGCUUUUCCAAGUGACCCCCCGUUGCAUAUGAAACUUAGUAACUGAUCACAUGAUUUAAGGAUAACAAAAAAAAUCUACAAAUCCUGGCUUCAGAUUAUCAUUGUUUAGUAUACCAGUGAGCAUACAUCCUUCAGGAGUCUUUUCCAUAAUGCUCCCAGUUUGCAUAACUAUGCUAUUCCCUAGAGCAGGCAUGGGCAAACUUUGGUCCUCCAGGUGUUUUGGACUUCAACUUCCACAAUUCCUAACAGCCUCAGGCCCUUUUCUUUUCUCUCGCAGUCUCUUAAUCUGUUAGGAAUUGUGGGAGUUGAAGUCCAAAACACCUGGAAGGCUGUGGGAAAGGGAGUUGAAGUCCAAAACACCCUAUAGCCUCUGACAGAACUUGAAUAUCCCUAGGUUAUGCACAGCCCAUGGGAAUAAGCAGAUAAAAUGGUAAAAGAAACUUAUAGAAACAAUUCCCUAGUAUUAUGUGAUGCUGCCCAUCAGUUCAAUCCAGAAAUGAGUCAUCAUCUGAAAGCCCUCCUAUUGGUUCCAUCUUGGUUCUUUGGAAGUUAGGCUGAUUUUCAAUAUGAUUCUGGAAUGUUGCAUUGUAAAAAAAGUAAAUUGCAAAAUACACUCCAUUCAUUGAACACAGAAAUUAAUUGAAUGAAAAUAUUUUUGUUUCUGAGCAAGCUAUUUAUCAGAUUUUCCAGACAUUGAACCAUUUCAUGCAAAAUGGUAUAUUCACUAUACAGCCUAGCUUUGUAUCAGGAAAUGGUUGCAUUGUGUGGGGAAAUGCCCCCCAAAAUGUAAAUAAGUAGUUUUAUUUAAUUUUAUUUUUUAAAAGAGAUAGGAAAAUUCAA